Messenger RNA from Symbiodinium natans, 267 nucleotides. NCBI's taxonomy places the organism in Eukaryota, Dinophyceae, Suessiales, Symbiodiniaceae. The record is from the annotation of a GenBank genome assembly.
AUGGCACAGGCUCUCACAGGUGCCAUCGCCCUGCUCAGCGGUAUGCAGAUCGGCAGCAGCACCAUCCGGGUGCGCCUGGCGAAGGCUGAGGACCGUGAGCUCUACACCGGCUGCCUCUACUCGCUCUCCACUGCAGUGAGUGCCGUGUGUCCGCCGGAGAGCAUGAGGCCAGCAAUGGAGUCCGAGUGGAUGGGCACGAGCCACGACGCCUAUCAUGGCUGGGAGGAGCCUGAGUACGAGAGCUGGAAGCAGCCACAAAUGAGCUGA